CUGCAAACUCUAGUUUAGCGUAGACUCCCUGACGUUUCGGUUGUUGUAUUGUCUAAUGCCGUGUCGGAUAAUUCACCAAUAACAAAAUAAAAAUUAAUAAUAAAAAAAAAGAGAGAAACUUAAUUAAGAAGAAAAAGAAAAUAUAUAAUUAAAUUUUGUUUUGUAUCUUGUUUUCUAUGUGAGAGAGUGUAAACAAAAUUUAAAAAGCAAAGAAAAGAAAACGCAAGCAAAUACCUGCUUCGUAAUAUAAAUCCCCAUUUGAAGAAGAAAAGUCUGUGGUGUCCUUUUUUUCUUUCGUUUUUUUUUGGGUAUCGUCGUCCUUGUGUAUCGUCCUUUUUAGUGUAAACAAAGUUUUUGCCUUCCUUGCUUUCUAUUUUUGUUGUUGUUUGCUUGAUUCGCCCAUAUCGAUUGGUCAGAGUGGUCGUGUGGUGUGCAUCAGUGUCUUCUUCGUCCUUCGUCCUUCGUCGUCGUCCCUCUGCGAGAGGAAGAAAGAUUAGUGAAAAGUUUAUACAUUUUUUUUUUGCGACAAGAAAUAAAACAAAAAGGAAAUAAAUAAAAUGUCCUUGAAGAGCUGUUUUGCUGUGCUUUUGCUUGGAUUAUGCACCCAUGUGGCGGCGGGUGGUUUACAGGAAGGAAAAUAUGACCUAACAAUUCGAGUGCAGCAGUGUCGGGGUGGAUGCUUGGGGAAGUAUGCAACACGGGAAUCCCUUUGUGUUUUACAUGCAGAAUGCUCAGCGUGUUGGGAUGAAUGUGCGAAAGUGCCAAAGAUCAAUAAAUCGAUUCGUGAGACAUGGUCUCUGCGGACAACAUUAAUGCUGCAACAAGAUUCCCUAGUCCUCGUCGAUGUUGCCUGGGAUCCAUUAAGUACGGGUAAUCAAUGUUUGGUGACAUGGGAAGUAUCGGGUGGUGGACUGAUGGGUAAUCUCCUCACUGAAUCUUUCAAUGUUCAACUUUCUCUGUGGCCCGAUACUAAAUAUCGUGUUCAAGUAACAUGUAAAAAUAAGCUUUCUGGUGCGAUGAGUAGAUCUCUGCCUCUUACGAUUGACACCUCUGAAGCAACAACACUCUCGACCAAUCAAGACCGUCAUGCUCAGCUUAUUCCAAAAACACCCCUCAUGAUCACUUCGACAACAGUCCAACCACCAUCUAAUCCCAUCCAAGAGACAAUUCCUUCCUCGAACAGCAUCAACAGCAUCACUGGAGGUGUUCCCUUCGAGGACCAAUCCAGCGAAUCCAUCAAUCAACACACAAACUUCAUCUUCAACUGGCACCAAAAGAACAGUGACAUCUCGAAAAUCGAACCUCUCACCAAACCUGAUCUCAAUAUUCUCCGAAUCACAUCGAUCUCAGAAAUGCAAAACCCCCUUCUCUUCGAUGUUAUCAUUGGUUGCAUUAUUCUCAUUAUUAUCCUUUUUGCAUACAUGCUAGUCCUGCGCAACCAACGAACAUCAAGCGAUAAAGCAGCCCUUAUCGAGGACGAUUCGCAUUCCUAUUCUGGUGUUUCAGUACCAGUGGCCAUUGCAGUUCAAAGGAAUUCAGGGUUACCAUCGUCGUCUAAAUAUUCAUCAUCAACAUCAUCGUCGUCGUCAAUAGCACACCCUCAACUCUGUAAGAAUCCAGGAAUUUGCUCGAGGAAUGCCCUUAAGGUGUAAAUGCAUCUCCUUCGAAAAUAAAAUGUUAAGCUAAGAGUAUAUAUAGCUGCUUCUCCUCAAAACUAAAACUACUAUAAACUAUAAAAUAAUUAAACAAACAAAAACAAAACAAAAACAGAAUAAACAAAUCUCAUAAACUACAAAAACAAACAAAUCAUAUACAAUAAACUAUAACUAUAAACAAAACAAAAAAAAUCAACCUAUGCUACUACGAACGAAAAACCGAUAGAAAUAGGGCGAGAUUGAAAAGGACGUAAAUCCUUUUUGAGUCAAGCAAGUGCGAGAGAGCGAGAGGGAAAUAUAAACUUUUUGAGUGAUGCUUAGACUUACAUUUAUAUAAAAACAAAAAAACCAUAAAAUACAAAAUAAUUAUGUUUUCUAUUAAACACAAAAAAAAGAGUAAUAAGCUUAAUCGACAGUUUUGAUAUUAAUACGACUGAAAUUGCUUUCUAUUGGUGAUACAAAAGUUAGCGAAAUGAUAUUCUUCGUUCCCGAGAACUCUGAGCUUUAUUUCAGAUUUGAGUGAGUUUUUUUUGAGGAUUUCAUUUAAUAUUUUCUUCUGACUUUGAGUGAGAUUUCUUAAGGUUAUUUGCUGUUAAAAAACUAUUGCUGCAACCAAUUUUGUGAAAAAACCAUCAUAGUUUGAGCUAUUUUAAAGACUUGAGUAAGAAUUCUAGAAUUGAGUAGAACCUAUGAAAAUCACUCACUUUUUUAGUACGAGUUAUUCUUAAGACUUGAGUAAGAAUUCUAGAAUUGAGUAAAACCUAUAAAAAUCACUCAAUCCUUUUAAUAUGAGAUAUUUUAAAGACUAGAAUAAGAAUUCUAGAAUUGAGUAAAACUUAUGAAAAUCACUCACUUUUUUUAGUACGAGUUAUUCUUAUGACUUGAUUAAGAAUUCUAGAAUUGAGUAAAACCUAUCAAAAUUACACACUUUUUUUAGUACGAGUUAUUCUUAAGAAUUGAGUAAGAAUUCAAAAAUAGAGUAAAACCUAUGAAAAACACUCACUUACUUGAGUAAGUAUUCUAGAAUUGAGUAAAACCUAUGGAAAUCACCCACUUCUUUUAAUAUGAGAUAUUUUAAAGACUUAAGAAUUCUAGAAUUGAGUAGAACCUAUGAAAAUCACUCGAAACCCUUGUUUCCCAAAUGGGAUAGUUUAGCUUUGAGCGAGAUAUGUCAAGUUUUCAAGUAUGAUAAAAAUUCCAGUCAUAUUUUAAAAUUUAAAUUGAGUUAAAAAUCACCUAAUAUGGGAUAAAUGUUAGCUUUGAGUAUAGUUCUGGUUUCUCAAGUUCAAUAAGAGAUGAAAGUACGAAAAUCACUCAACAGUGAACUUAUUACUGUUGCCUUUUUUAAUUUUGGGUCAGAUUUUUUUAAAGAUUCAAUUAUUUAUUGAAAUUUCUCAACACACAUUGAGUUUUAAUUGUUUUAAUUUUCUUUCUAACCAUAAAAUGUACACCACCUGAAAUUACUAGUUGAAAAUCACUCAUAAAAGUAAAACAAAUCACUCCAAACACAUUUUUUUAAUUUGAGAUAUUUUCAAGCUUCGAGUAAGAUUUCUAACGACCAACCGAAUGAAAAUCACUCACAAAUUUAAAGUUACAAAAAUUACUAUAAUCAUAUCCAAAAUUUAUAUAGUUUUGGCUUUGAGUGGUAUUUUAUAAGUUAAUUGGAGUUCAAAAUAACGAAAUCACUCCAAAGCUUUUGAAAUGUGUGAUAAUAUUAAGUUUUGAGUUAGAUUUCUCGAGUUAAAUAGAGAUGAAAGUACAGAGAAGCCCUGUUAGGCAGCAAUUUUGAAAACUCAAUUCUCAUAACAACAUUAAAAUAAUUAAAUAUUGUAACGGAGCAAAUGAAAAUCACUCAGAAUCUAAACAUCCCUGAUGUAAAAAGUCUAGACAAUGAAAUACAAAUACCAAAAAGCAUGGUUUUUGAACAUCAUCAAAUAAAAAAAAAAUUGUCACAAUAACGAAUUAAACUUGAGACUUUAAAAAAAAUAAAAACACUCUGUUUUUGUUAAGUUUCUGAAGACCAUUUUGAAAAAAAUUUUUCUCAAAACCAAAUGUUCCUAAAACUGAAAAAUUUAAUUGAGAACUUUUAAAAAUAUUCUCUGAGAUACAAGUAAAAUAUUGAAUUUUUGUUUCAAAAUGGUCUUCAAGGUCAAACCAUUUUAUUAAAAUUGUGCCAUUUUCUAUAAAAGUUAAAAAAACAAAAAACUGUCGCUUAAGCUUAAAACAAAAAAUUUGCAAUGUGAAAGAGUGAGAUUAUAAAAAUGUGAAAUGCAUGCGGUAAAAAAUUGAAUGUUUUGUUUUUUAUUUUUAUAUAUUUUUGAAUGGUUUGAUUUUUUUUUUUUUAGUAUGGAUUGAGUGAAAUCAAAUGAAUGAGUGACUAAAUUUUAUUUUUUGUAUUGUUUCCUCUGAAUGACUGAGUAAAAUUAAUUUCUUUUUUAAUUCCAUCUGUAGAUAGCCUGAUGAUAUUAAUCGCAAACAAAAAAGUAAAACAAAAUUCAUAAAUUAACUUCCAUUAAUGCAAAGUAAUGAAAAUUUGUAUUAUUAAAAAUUAAAAAAAAUAUAACAAGAAAGAAAAACAAAAUUGUAGAACAUUAUUUGUGUGGAUGAAACUAUACUAUGGGGCUUGAUUUUAUAAAACUUAAUGAACUUUUCUAUCAAAGGCACUUUAAUAUUUUCUAAAGCCUUACAGAAAUAAUUUCAUAAUUAAUAACUUGUCAAAAAUUAACAAAAUACACACAAUCAAAUUAAUUUGCUUAUUGUUUUUUGAAUGAACUCUUAAUCGAAACUGUUGAAAGUCAUGUCUCAAGAAAACUUUAUGGCGUGUUGAAUACAAGCUCUGAUAGCGUGACCUUUGAUAAAUGUUUAAGCUUCUAAAAAGUGCGUGUCUCUUAAGUUUUCACAAAACUUGAUAAUUAUUUAUUUUAAAAGUUGAAAUAUCAUUUAAGGUCAAUAACAUCAAGACCUUUACAAAAUUUGAAUUAAAAAUUCAAAAAGUUACUUUUAUUUCCCACGAAAGUUUCAUUCACAUGAUAACUCAUUAUUUUGUUCAAAAAAAAGCAUAAAAUCUAAAAUUAAAACAAAAAUACAAUUUGAAAUCAAAAUGUUAAUAUUUUAUAAUAUUUUCUUAUUUCCAACUAGUCCAAAACCUUUUUCGGGUUGUAAGAUAAACAAACAAAACAAAUAAAUCAAAACAAUACAUCCCCUAUUAUUAUGUCCCCCGAUGAAGUUUAUACCCCCUUUUUAAAAUAAGAACUAAGAAUUAUAAUAGUAAAACAAAAAUAAUUAAUUUCUUUUUAUACAAAAAACAAAAUCAUAAAUAAAAUAAAUACAAAAUGUGUGCUCAAUUAUAGAUUUUCCAAAAUCCCCGCCCUACAAGAAUAACUCCACCCCCCCCCCCCUUCUUCCCCUAAAAUCCCUAGCUCCUUUUUUUAAAUAAUUUAGUAAUGAAAUUAUUAAUCAAAAUUUAACAAAAUAUUGGUGUUUAAAUUUAAAUAUUAACUUUAAAAGAAAAAACCUAAAUGCUUCUUGUUUUAUACCUGAUUGUGAAUAAAAGUAAAAUAAAAUCGUAAAAAUCCCAAAAAUAUAUCGAUGUUUUUUGUAAAUAUAUUAAAGUUGCAAAGAAAAAGAAAAAAACAAAAUCUAAACAAAAUAAGAAACAAAAACGAGCACGAUCAUAUUCCUUAAAAAAUUAUAUAAAAAUAAGUAAACAUUUCUCUAUAGAGAAAUGUUUAUGAGUGAAUCAAUUUUUAUUUCAACAAAAUUAGAAAAACUCAAAAAAAAAUCUAAAUAAAUUAAAAUUUGUUGUUAAAUUUUUUGUGAUGAUUUUUUUAUUUUAAUAAAUCAAUGGAAAAAUAAAACUCUUUGGCUAACUUUAAGAAUUUUUAAAUAAUUUCAAUUGUUUUCCUCCCAAAAAUAAAUACAAAACAAAAAAACGAAAAAGUAAUACAACCAUAAGCCUAAGUCCUACACACAAAAUAGCAUGUAGAAAAUAUUAAUUUUCCUUCUAUUUCCAAUAAAAAAAAUGUAUUUGCAAAAAAUAACUCCCAAUUAAAAAUAAAACCCCAAUUUUUAUACAUAGUUUAAUGUACCUAUGUAUAAGACUAUAUGAACCUUAAAUCUAAAAUCGGAUUAAACACAAAAUAAACAAAAGCAAUUCUACAAGAACAAGAUUAAAAAAUAAAUAAAAUUAAUUUUUAAUUUUUGUUUUAAUUAUUACAAAGACUGUAAAUAAUAGUUUUUUAUAUUUAACAAAAAAUAUAAAUAAUAUCGAUUUUAUUACCUAGCUACAAAAUAAAAAAAAAAAGAAAACAAAAAUCUUUUAAUUACUAAUUUUAUUUAUAAGAAAUACAUAUGGACUAAGAUAUAAAUAUAUUUAAAGAGUAUAUAUGAAAUAAUAAAAAUUAAAAAAUAAAUAAAUAUUUCUACGCGUAUCCUGCUGGUAAACGGUAAACGUCAUAGUUUUAUUUUUAUGUUUAGUUUAAAAAAUAAAAUAAUAAUAAUUAUGAUAAAAUUCUCAGAAUAUAUUAAUUUGUAAAUUUAUUAAUCAAUUUAUGAUAUGAUGAAUGGAGUUCAGAAUCAAACAAAC
Eupeodes corollae is the source of this 6240-nucleotide messenger RNA. RefSeq lists its product as uncharacterized. The record is from RefSeq and is a predicted model, not a curated record. Lineage: Eukaryota; Metazoa; Arthropoda; Insecta; Diptera; Syrphidae. The transcript is spliced from 4 exons. Bases 558 to 1652 code for a protein of 364 amino acids.